Nilaparvata lugens (brown planthopper) is the source of this 2080-nucleotide messenger RNA. Its product is annotated as tachykinin-like peptides receptor 86C. The record is from RefSeq and is a predicted model, not a curated record. Gene Ontology annotation, cellular component: plasma membrane. Gene Ontology annotation, molecular function: tachykinin receptor activity. NCBI's taxonomy places the organism in Eukaryota, Metazoa, Arthropoda, Insecta, Hemiptera, Delphacidae. Gene Ontology annotation, biological process: G protein-coupled receptor signaling pathway.
UUGAUAUCAGUGAAAUUAGGAUGCGACUAGGGAUUAUUUAAAUAAAUUAAUACCAAGUUUUGGAUUGCGCUAGUUUUGGAUUGCACUGAGUUUGAAUUAGGGUUGUUAGGUAAUUGAAUUGAUGUUAGGGAACGGAUAGGAAGUGUCGUUGCUUUUCAAGAUGGAUGACGACAAUCUCAAGAACUGUACUAGCCAACUACUGCCCGAACUGAGCGGCCUAAACAGCAGUGAGAUGUUGGAUGCUCUAGCGACCAUGUUGAAUUCGCAUCGCGACCGCGCCACGCUGAAAAUCAUGCUGCAUGACUGCCUUUAUCCGAACAAUUCGCAUCCCUACUUUUUGCCCUGGUGGCAGAAAGCCAUUUGGACCUCAUUGUUCGGCGCUAUGCUGCUCGUCUCAACCACCGGCAACACUACUGUCAUAUGGAUUGUUCUGGCACACAGACGCAUGCGCACAGUGACUAAUUACUUCCUGGUGAACCUGAGCGUCUCGGACUUGAUGAUGUCGCUGCUCAACUGUGUCUUCAAUUUCAUCUUCAUGUUGAACUCGCACUGGCCUUUUGGAUCGGUCUACUGCACCAUCAACAAUUUUGUCGCCAACGUCACAGUCGCCGCCUCUGUAUUCACACUGGUCGCCAUCACGCUCGAUAGAUACAUGGCGAUAAUGCGCCCACUCCGGCAUCGUAUGUCACGCCGUCGCGCCAGGCUGCUCAUUGCGGUGGUCUGGGCUUCGAGCUGUCUACUGGCUCUACCCUGUCUCCGAUACUCGCAGACCAUGACACGCAAGUACAGAAACGACAGUUCACGAACGGUUUGCUUCAUGGAAUGGCCAGACGGACAUUAUCCCCAUUCUGUAACUGAGCAUGUAUACAACAUAGUUUUCUUGAGCCUGACAUACGUGAUACCCGUGAUAGCAAUGGCGGUAUGCUACACAGUUAUGGGCCAGGAGCUAUGGGGAGGAUCCAUAGGGGAGCAGACUCAGAGACAGCUCGACUCCAUCAAAUCUAAGAGAAAGGUUGUACGGAUGUUCAGCAUAGUGAUCACAAUUUUCGCACUCUGCUGGCUGCCCUACCACGGCUACUUCAUCUACGCCUACCACGACAAGUCGGUCACUGAGAGCAAAUACGUGCAGCAUCUCUAUUUGGGCUUCUACUGGCUCGCCAUGUCUCAUGCCAUGGUCAACCCAAUCAUAUACUUCUGGAUGAACAACAGGUUCAGAGUCUACUUCAAAUAUGCUCUCUGCCGAUGCUGUUCCAACCAAUAUCCACAUGACUUGGAGCUCACCAAUGCUGACUGUAUCUCCAGGUCACGAUCAGGAGGAACGAAGCGUCAAAAGCACUUGCAGCACAAAAGACUGGAAGGCAAGAUGUCUCAUUUGAGUCUGAACGCGCAGGGUGGGGGAGCAGCUGCCAAUGAAAAUGCCACCUCAGCAGUUCUCAAGAGAACCGCCAACAGCAUCCACAUCAACAACUGCAACAACAGUAAUAACAAUAUUGACGUCAUCACACGGCAGAAUAGUUAGCAUUUAUCAGCUGCUGUUCCCACGGCAGCUAUCGCUUAUUAAUUUCAAUAAUCAUCGUCAUAAAUUAUCAUUAUUGAAAUGUCGGUGAACCAUCUCAGUAUUCAGGGUACACUCGAAUAGUGAGAGAAACGAUUAGAUAUUGUGAUAAUGUUUAUAGUGAGGUCCACGUUAUAAUGGCAGUAUUUCACUGAUAUUGGUCCUUUUCUAUCAUUCAACAAAGCAGAUAGCGCUAUCAAUUUCUAGCUCUGCGAUGUUGCCGGGCCGUUUCUCAAAAAUGUGAAGAUAUAGUUAUUCAACAGUAUAUUCAUUCAAAAUCAAAGGAAUCUAUCAUAUAAUCAUUGAAAAAUAUAAUUUCUUGACGAGUAAAAUGAUUUAUUUUAACAAUGAAGAACAGUUAAUAUUACAUCCGAUAUACCGUGAACAGAUUUCUUCUAUAGAAGAUUUCUUCAUAUAUCUUCUAUACGAUGGGAAUAUCUAUAUCAAUUAAAUAUUCUAUAUCAUAGAGAAACAAUAGCGUAAGUAGAUAUCCCAUGGUAUAGGGCGUUUAUGUCGUAACUUUUA